AACCAACAUGGCGGCGCCCGUGUUUCUAGGCGUGUUGGACGAGCCAGUCCGUGACGAACGGGACUGUUCCUCCUUAUAUACUAACAGAGUAGGAGGGAAACCGGGCUGUGCCCCCCUCCCACCCUUCCCAGAGAUGCCUGUGUGUGCGUUGUGCUGCUGCACACUGACCCUUGUUGUGCAGGUGUACUGUCCCCUGGACGGCUCUCCCUAUCACAGGACACUCUAUCUCUUUGCCUGCUGUAGGAAGCAGUGCUGGAAUAAGUCAGAAAGUUGGUUUGCUGUCAGGCUUCAAGUUUCAUGUGAAGAUCAUACUUCUGAACAGGAAGAGACAGAGGUGGUUUCUAUGGCAACCACAGACUGGUGUGAUGAUGCAGAUGACUGGGGUGAUGAGGCAGAAGAAGAGGAUCCUGUUGCCAUAGCAACACCUACCACAAUAGAUCAUCGCAGACAAGAGGAAGACAACAUGACAAGUGAAUCUGUCUGCAUGGAACAGUUUCAGAACCUAGAUAUAUCUGAUUCUGUAGAACAGACUGGUUUUAAUGACAAAGAGGACUUGAAUCAUGAUGACAAUCCUGAGAAAGGAACUGUAGACAUAGAGAAAGUAGAAAAUGUGCUGGUAGAGGAUCUACCAGUAGAUGAUAUAACAACUUCUUCUCUAUCCAAAUUAUUGAGUUUGAAUGUUGACACAGAAGAGCCUUCACAAGUGGAGACUGUAUUUGAAGCAUAUUACAUGAGUGUGUUUGAGGAGCCCACUGACUCCAUGGUAGACUAUGAUGAUCAUGUACACAGACUCAUGACAGACUAUCAACAGAAGGAAGGUGUGGACCUAGCAGCUAUGGAGGGCUCUGGAACAAGUACAGGAAAGAGAGGUGGAGGAGAGAGUUACGAGAAAACCACAGCAAGACACGGGGACAAAGUCUUUCAGAAGUUUGCCAAGAGGGUGUCACUCUGUCCUGAACAGAUUCUUAGAUACAGCAGAGGUGGAAAGCCACUUUACAUACAGGAGCCAGAGGAUGCCCACAUGGUGCAACCUCCAUGUGCUAACUGUGGUGGACAGAGAGUUUUUGAACUCCAACUCAUGCCAACCAUCAUCAGCAUUCUGAAGACACCAGGAGUGACCAGCAAUGAUCCCAUGCUUGAGUUUGGUACAGUGCUGGUGUAUACCUGUGCUGGAAGCUGUUGGACACAACAGACUACGUCCUGUGUGGAACAUGUGGUGGUGCAGGCUGACCCAUACAACCAGUUCUUCUCACAGAAACCUUAAAGGCAGUAUCAGUACUAGUGUGUUAAUACUGGAAAUGUCUUGUAUCAGAGGCCAUCUGUAUGAUAUUGACAUAUACUGCCCUCUAUUUCAUACUUUGGGCAUUUAAAAAUAGUGCUCACACAAGUCCUUUAUUUCUUGGGACAUCCAAUACUAGUAUAUCAGCCCAGCCAGCCGGAAGUUGCCAAUAAAGUUGCAAUAUUAGUAAAAUUCCUUGUGCAAGUGAAAUAUAAUAUUCAAUAGGUACAUUGAAAAAUUGAUAUGAAUCUGUACUCACUAGUGGUAUGUAUACUUCUGCAUUGUAAGACGUGCAAGACAAGUUCUGGAAUAGACAAUUUAUUUUUUACUUACAUAGACUUACAGGCUCCCAUGUCUUCUUA
Messenger RNA from Branchiostoma belcheri (Belcher's lancelet), 1641 nucleotides. Its product is annotated as programmed cell death protein 2-like. Gene Ontology annotation, cellular component: cytoplasm. NCBI's taxonomy places the organism in Eukaryota, Metazoa, Chordata, Leptocardii, Amphioxiformes, Branchiostomatidae. The record is from RefSeq and is a predicted model, not a curated record. The coding region runs from base 8 to 1264 and encodes 418 amino acids. The transcript is spliced from 7 exons.